Messenger RNA from Rotaria socialis, 3819 nucleotides. The record is from the annotation of a GenBank genome assembly. NCBI's taxonomy places the organism in Eukaryota, Metazoa, Rotifera, Eurotatoria, Philodinida, Philodinidae.
AUGGAUCUUUCCCUUUUUUACUUCCUAUUUACCAUAUUUAUACUACUGCCAACAGCUGAUCAAGCAGAAUUUAAUCUUGACUCAUGUCCAACGUCUCGUCGUUUGUUAUUCUUUGGUAGAUUUAAUUUUUCUCUAGGAGAAAAGAAAGUUGAUCAUGUUUCGUCAUUGUUAAAAUCAUCAUCAUCACCGUCGAAACAUGUUCGAAGAGAUCAAAAGCCUGGCGUCACAGUAGUUUAUGUUCGACCACAAACUUCAAGUGAACUUGGUAAAAAAGUUCGUUCCUUUAGUCAUUUACUUAAACCAAAAUUGGUUAAGAAAGAAGAACAAACAACAGUAAAGAAUAUUAAACUUCAACAGAAGAAAACAAAAGUUAAAAAAGCAAUACAAAAGAAAAAAGCAACUCAACAUAAUACGAAAACUCGAGAUUUAGUUGCUAUUAACGAUGAAGAACGUGAUCGAUGUCGAGCAUUACUUCAUAUCGACCAGGAAACUAUUGUAACGCCAAUAAAAAAGUCAAAGAAAACAAAAGAUCCAAAGAAAUUAAAACCAUCCAAAGAACGCAAUGUGACAACAGAAGCAAAGAUAAAAGUUGUUACUCCAACUAAACCUUUGCCUGUAAAAAACGAUAAACAGAAAUCUCAAAAAUCAAAACCUGAAAAAGUCAAUACCAAAUCCACUUCAAAUGAGAAGAAAAAACCUACGAAUAAACCGAGUGAGACUCAACCACUCACUCCACCACUACCACCGCCCACUAUCAAUCAAGCACCUAAAAAACCUCAAACCCCUCCACCAACUCCACCGAAGUCUUCGACUCCUCCCCUUCCUCCUCCACCGCCACCUAUUUCGCAAACGUCAACAAAAUCAAAACGAGAAAAAGCGCCGCCCAACAUUGCAGCACCAUCAGAUGUCAACGAAGAGAUUAAUAUUGAUCAUAAUGAAAAAAAUAAUUCAGUUGUUGAUCGAGCUUAUCAUUUCGUUCGAAAUAUGUUUCAAUUAUCUGAUGAUAUACUCGAAAAUAAUUAUACGCAUGACGACGAUCAAAUUCUUUCUUCAAUAAAUGAAGAACAACAUCGCCAAUCCCGUAAAUUACUUUCUAUUGAUGAUGAGGAAGAAAUUAUUUUAAAUGAUAAUGAUAGACAUGAUUGGGAUUUCGAUGAAUUAAAUGAGAAACCAUCUUUUGUAUCAUUUAAUGAAUUACAAUUGUCAUAUGUUAAUGUAUUGAAACGACAAUUAUUAUCUGUCAAAAAAACUAAAGGUUCAAUACCAACAGAAGAUUCUUUUAUUAGAUCAAAAAAAACGAAUUCCGCUGCAAAUAAACCAAAAGUUGGCUGGACUUAUCGUUAUCGUAUAUCACGUUUUCUAGCUGAUAAAAAAUCUAAACGUUCUGUUCAUGAUAGAAAACCAAUUGGAGGAGGAAAAAUUCAUCCGCCAUCAGCGAUUAAUAAGAAGAUAAGUUCUUCGGCUCAUACAAAAUUUUCCAAACGUAAACUUCUUGGAUUCGAAAGCGAUGAUGAGUCUGAUUCGCAUACUAAUUAUAUAUCAAAUGAAGAUAUUGUCAAUACUGUAAGCAUCACACAAGACUUUGUUCCUAAACGACAAUUGUUUGCUGCGAAAAAAGUCGUUGUUCAUGAAGAAGAAACCGAGGAUGAACACAAUAUUGAGAAAGUUAAUGAACGUCGUCGUAAAAAAUCAUAUGAAGAAAUCACUGAUCCGGUUGAAAUUGUUAGUUCAUAUGAACGUGGUUUAUUUAAGCCUCGUGUUGGUUGGCAAUUUCGCUAUCGUGUAUCGCGUUAUAUUGAUAGUUUACGUCAAAAUAUUCGUGAAGAUCAAGAACGUUUAAAAUUAGGUUUAGAAGCAAUCAAACGUAAAACACCACAAGAAUUAAGUGGAAGACGUAAACGUGUUUUAGAUAAACCGUUUGCAUCUGAAGAACAAGAAGUAGCACCUCCUGCUGAGGACAAUAAGCCUACUGUAGGCUGGCGCUACCGAUAUCGUAUAAGUAAAAUGUUAGAAGCUAAAGCACGUGGUGAAUAUAUUGACGAUGAAGAAGAGAAACGUCAAGCACGUCUUGAUCCACAACGUAAACAAUCGGGUCUUGGUAAGCCUAUUAAUGACGACGAUGAAUGUGUUGAAUGGGAAUAUGAUAAUCUUGACCCUGAAUUACGUAAGAUCAGCGAAGAAGGUCGACGUGUUGGAUGGGCAUAUCGAUAUCGUGUUCGUCGUAAACUUGAUGAAUUGAAACGGCAACAAGCAGAAAAUGGAAUCGCAUUUGAUUUGGAAACACUUACGAGUGAACUUGAUAAGAAAGAAGCUACAACUCCAACAAUUACAACAGCUGUGCCGACUGAAAGCGAAGCUGAAGUGAAUAAGAAGAGUGUCGGAUGGCAAUAUCGUUAUCGUGUUUCGAAAAUGUUAGAAGCACAAAAACGUGAAGCAGCCGAAGCACAAUUAAAAGACAAAAAAGACGAUCAUGUACCUUUACAUGAACGACUGGACCCGGAAUUAGCACGAUUAACACCAGAAGAACGAGCUGUUGGAUGGCAAUAUCGUUAUCGUAUUCGACGUAAACUUGAUGCUAUCAAAGAUGCUACACGAGAAAGUCAAGCUGGCAAACAUAGAAAGCACAGAAGAGACAAAGAAAAAAUUCUUAAAAAAGUCGAAGAAUCUAUUGAAACGAUUCUUAACAUUGACGAUAUUGAUGAAACACCAUUCAUGGAAUAUUUUCGUCGUAGUUCAAGUUAUAUUUUAUUUGGUCUACUGCCAGCAGGGCGAAAAUCGAUAUGUCUCUUGCCAUUGCCUGUGAAAUUCUCAUUUUGCUAUGAAAAUGCAGAGGUUACAGAUACACUAGCUUCUACUACGACAACAACAACUUCUACAACAACAACAGCAGAAACUGAUUUCACAAAACGAACUUCAUCGAAGAAAACACGAACAAAAAAAGAAAAACGAUCACCAAAACAAUCAGUACCUUCUAGUUCGAUUAAAUCUGGUACGUCCGAUGAAACUAUUGUAGAAUCAGUCGUCAAACCUGUAUCUAAAACACCGGUGAAAACUAUUGAGAAACCACAGAAAAAACCAGUUCGUCAACGAUUGCAAUCAUCUACACGAUAUCAAAAUGAUGAACAAGUGAGACAUUUUGAUGAGGAAGAACAACCAAUUAAAAAAGUAAUUGGUGUUGAUUCACAAAGAAACAAAAAUAAAAAACAAAAUCAAAUCAUUGGUAAAGAAGUCAAAGUUAAACAGAAAAAUUCACAAACAACUCCUCUACCUGUUACCACAACCACUUCGUCUAGCCGAAUAAAAACGGCAACAUCGAGUCCAGUUGUAGAAGCUCCUGUAACAAAACCCACGCCCAAAACAACUACUGCUCCUCCUCCUCCUCCUCCAGCUGUCGAAACUCCUUUAUCUACAACUACUCCUGCACCACUUCGUUCUAUCUCCGAGAUCAUCCAAGAAGAAGCAACGACCUUUGUGACAACAAAAGCAACAUAUCCUGAAGAAACAGCAGAAGAAAUCAACGAAGCGAAUGAAAAUUUGCAACUAACGAUAACAACAACAACAACAAUAACAUCGACGCCGUCCCCACCAUCGAAUGAUAAUGCAUUGUCCGAUGAAGAUGACAGUGAAUCAAGUCUAAGUGAUACUGACAGUGACAGCGACAGUGACAGUGACAGUGAGAGUUCUUCAACUGAAGACUCAAACGAUACCGAUGAUAAUGCUGAUUUAUCGCCUAUGAAAAAAAUGAAACAAAUGUAUGAGAAUGCGAAAGAGAGUGUGCAGGAUGUCUUUGAUUUACAAGAUGAAAAAGAUAGCUCGUAG